AUCGUAAAGUGGUCAGACUGUUGCUUGCCAUUAGCUUGCAGACCUGGGGAUCCUUAUCAGUUAAUUGCUGAAGCAAGUGUGGACAACUUCAGCAAGCUGGGGGUGGCGUUUAUGGAAGACAGACUCCAGAUGGAUAAUGGACUGGUGCCCCAGAAAAUCACGUCUGUGACCUUGCAGGAUUCUACUCUGACAGAACUUAAGGAUCAGGCCUCCUAUAAGCAAGCACAAAUUCUUCAGCAGAACCCUGAACCUUCUGUUGAGAUUAAACCUGAGCGGGAUGUCAUGGAGCAUGUUGGCAAAGAUGACCUGAAGGCUCUUGGUAAAGACCCCGAGCAGAAUGGAGGCAGUGCCUCUGGGGAUGAACCUGUAGAGGAUGGGAGCAGGGAAGAGGGCUCCACUGUGCAUCCUCACCUCCAUCUCUCUAGUUGCCAUGAGUGCUUGGAACUUGAGAGCAGCACCAUCGAGUCAGUGAAGUUUGCAUCUGCAGAGAACAUUCCGGAUCUUCCUUACAGCAGCAGUGUGGAGGGUGUUUCUGAUGAGCUUCUUCCUAAAAGUGAAGGGAAGAGAGUCAACAUCUCAGGAAAGGCACCCAACAUCCUGCUGUAUGUGGGCCCCGACUCCCAGGAAGCCCUCGGCCGGUUCCAGCAGGUCUGCUCGGUUCUGACUGACUGUGUGGACACUGACAGUUAUUUGCUGUACCAGCUGCUGGAGGAAAGUGCUCUUAGAGACCCGUGGCCAGACAACUGUGUGCUGUUGGUCAUUGCUACCUGCAGCUCCAUUCCCAAAGACCUGCACCAGAAGUUCAUGGCCUUUCUCUCUCAGGGAGGGAAGGUGUUGAGCCUGUCUUCGCCCUUCGUGUUUGGUGGCUUUCAGGUGACAAGCAAGGGCACACUGCACACGACAGUCCAGAGCUUGGUUUUCUCCAAGGCUGACCACAGUGAGGUGAGGCUCAGUGUCCUGAGCAGUGGCUGCAUUUAUGAGGAGGGCCCUGGAGAACAGCUCGGCCCCGGCAAGCUCCAUGGCCACCUGGAGAAUGUGGAUAAAGACAGGACAAUUGUGCAGGUGCCUUUUGGAACAUGUGGAGGAGAAGCUAUUCUUUGCCAGGUACACUUAGAACUACCUCCCAGCUCUUCAGAAGCGCAAACUCAAGAAGAUUUUAAUUUACUCAAAUCAAGCAAUAUUAGAAGAUACGAAGUCCUUAAGGAGAUCCUGACAGCACUUGGCAUAAGCUGUGCUGUGACACGAGUGCCCGCCUUAACACCCCUGUACCUGCUGUUGGCCGCCGAGGAGAUUCGGGAUCCUCUUAUGCAGUGGCUUGGUACACACGUGGAUCCUGAAGGAAUAAUAAAAUCCAGCAAACUCUCUCUUAAGUUUGUUUCAUCUUGUGCGCCUGAAGUAGAGAUAACCCCGUCUUCUCUACCUGUGAUUACUGACACAGAGGCCUUCUCAUCAGAAAGUUUUAACUUGGAAAUCUAUCGACAAAAUCUGCAGACCCGGCAACUUGGCAAAGUGAUUCUGUUUGCUGAAGUGACUCCCACCACGAUGAGUCUUCUGGACGGGUUGAUGUUUGAGAUGCCGCAGGAAAUGGGUUUAAUAGCGAUCGCAGUCCGGCAAACCCAGGGCAAAGGACGAGGAAGGAACGCAUGGCUGAGCCCCAUGGGAUGUGCUCUCUCUACCCUGCUCAUCUCCAUCCCACUGAGAUCCCAGCUGGGACAGAGGAUCCCAUUUGUCCAGCAUCUAAUGUCCCUGGCUGUCGUGGAGGCUGUGCGGUCCAUUCCCGAGUAUCAGGAUAUAAACUUACGGGUGAAGUGGCCCAACGAUAUUUAUUACAGUGACCUCAUGAAGAUUGGUGGAGUGCUGGUUAACUCAACACUCAUGGGAGAAACAUUUUAUAUACUUAUUGGCUGUGGAUUUAACGUGACUAACAGUAACCCGACCAUAUGCAUCAAUGACCUCGUCACAGAGUACAAUAAGCAACACAAGGCACAGCUGAAGCCCUUACGAGCUGAUUAUCUCAUAGCUAGAACUGUGACCGUGCUGGAGAAACUGAUCGACACAUUUCAGGACAAAGGGCCCAACGGUAUACUUCCCCUGUACUACAAAUAUUGGGUUCACAGUGGCCAGCAAGUCUGCCUGGGAAGCGCCGAGGGGCCGAAGGUGUCGAUUGUCGGCCUGGAUGACUCUGGCUACCUUCAGGUUCAUCAGGAGGGCUGUGAGGUGGUGACUGUGCAUCCGGACGGCAACUCCUUCGACAUGCUGAGAAACCUCAUCCUCCCCAAACGGCGGUAGUGCAGGGCCUGCGAAGGCGAGCGUGCAGCUGGAAUGCCUUGGGACCCCAGGACGAGGCACAGAAGCACCACGCUGCGUGGCCGCCUCUCCUCGCCACGACACUAGAUAGCCGUAAACAGUUGCCGGUGAAAUUUUCCCCUCCAAUUCAUUCGUUGACUCUAAUUUUUUUCUAUUUUUCUGGGUCUUUUUUUAAGGUUUGUUUUGUUAUUGUUUUUUUUUUUCUUUUUAAUUUUAUUUUGGUGGUUGAAGAUGCUCUGGGAUGUAGCGUUGACAGGUGGAAGAUUAGUUUAGGUAAAGCCUCAGAGGAGGUGUGAAAUGACUCCCCUUUUUGGACAUGGAUUUAUUGGAAAGAAUAGUUUUUAUAUGAAAAUAGAAAUGGGAGACCUUUACCCCUAAACUAUUUAAAAAAAAAAAAUCAAGG
Messenger RNA from Tupaia belangeri chinensis (Chinese tree shrew), 2710 nucleotides. RefSeq names its product holocarboxylase synthetase (gene HLCS). Gene Ontology annotation, cellular component: cytoplasm. NCBI's taxonomy places the organism in Eukaryota, Metazoa, Chordata, Mammalia, Scandentia, Tupaiidae. Gene Ontology annotation, biological process: protein modification process. Gene Ontology annotation, molecular function: biotin--[biotin carboxyl-carrier protein] ligase activity. The record is from RefSeq and is a predicted model, not a curated record.